GGCUCAAUGAUUAAUAUAAUACGAACAGAUGCCGCGUAGUAACAACAUCACACGGAAGUAUAUUUUAGGGCUGUGUGUCGCAUUUCAGCAUUUUUUUAAACGAUAUCUUUCAUAAAUUAAGGUUGCAUUGCAGUGCAAUAAUUCUAUGCCCGUGUCCGUGUGUUUGUUCCUUCUAUCAAGAUAAAUGACGAUUCACUGUGUCGAUGGUGAUCGAGUACAUAAUCUAAAGAUGGCCGGAGCGUCUGUAGCAACCGUUUUUCUUGUAUUAACUUCCUUGAUUUGUUCGUCGCAUGGGCAAACCAAUGCUGUAAAUGUUGCAGUAAAUAAACCAAUUUCGGCGAUGAUAACGUGUGGAACUCCGCCAGAAAUUUAUUAUGCUCAAAGUGAAGGGUUAAGACAGGUAACCCAACGAGUAGAAUCUCUUUGUGAUGCAUCCAACUCUUCGUUUGCUCAUCCCCCAGAACUGAUGGUGGACCUGAAUGAUCCAACUUCUGGGGAUGUCUUUACCUGGUGGCAGAGCACCUCAAGAAACAUGUUGCUGCAGGCGGGGUUGAUUAACCCAGAUACAAUAAUUACUUUAAAUUUAUUAGAGAGUUACCUUGUUGAGUAUGUUAGUAUUCAGAUGGGAGAUUCAGCUCGUCCAGGUAGUAUGACAUUGUUGCGUUCUAGUGACGGCAUUUCCUACUCAGUUUGGGAAUACAAAGUUACUGUAAAUAGUGACUGCCUCUCAGAUUACAACGUUGAUGUCAAGUCUAUCGUUGAUAGCGAUACAACUGUGUUGUGUUCAACGUACGGGCGCACCGAGCAGCAACAGUAUGAAACAAUCCAGUUCACAAUGCCUGUACCCGAGGAGUUUAUUGAGUGGCGUCGUGCGCAGUACCUUCGCUUUGAGUUCCAUGAUAUGCCCCGUAAAUUUGGUCUUUUGUCUGAUAUUUUUCAUCACUACACGGUCCGUAAUAUUGUGGUGACUGCUGAGUGCGAGUGUAAUGGCCACGCAAGUGAUUGCACACUACAGCCAUCAGAAGAGGACCCAGAGAAGGAAACUUACCAAUGUGUGUGCGGGGGUAACACUGGGGGAAUCAGCUGUGAUCAGUGCUUACCAUUCUUUAACCAGUUACCAUACCAACAAGGAUACAACAAUUUUGCUUGCUUAGAAUGCAACUGCUUUCAGCACAGCGAAGUGUGUUACUAUGAUUCAGUUAUCGGUGCUAUCAAUGGAAGUCUGAGUGGGGCAGGGAGAUACCACGGUGGGGGCGUGUGUCAAAAUUGCAUGAAUAACACGGCUGGAAUCAACUGCGAGCGUUGUGUUGAGUAUCACUACCGGCCGCUGACAAGUGUUCAAACCGAUGUGGAUGCUUGUCAACCAUGUGAUUGCUAUCUAGAUGGAACGAGAGAAGACCCAAGUAUUGGACUUAACAAAGGACAUUGUGUUAUGAACAAUGAUACUCUACUACCAAUAGGAAUGGUUCCUGGUGAUUGUUAUUGUAAAGACAAUGUGAUAGGGUCAAAGUGUGAUGAAUGCCGCAAUGGAUACUUCCACCUGGCAGACAGCAACCCAGAGGGCUGCACAAGCUGCAAUUGUUUUACUGCUGGUACUGAUAAUGGGACGGCUGUGUGUAUUAAAGAUUCUAGUGGUCAGUGUCCAUGCAAGACGUUCGUUAUUGGAAGACGCUGUGAUACAUGCCAGGAUGAGUUCUAUGCCCUCUCAUCUGAUAACCUAGAGGGAUGUUUGCCGUGUGAAUGUAAUGUUGGUGGCGCUAUUAAUAACCUCUGUGACAAAGGCAGUGGACAGUGUAUUUGCAAGAACUAUGUGUCUGGCAGACAAUGUGACAGACCUCUACUGAUGUCAUACUAUCCCACAGUUCAUUUCAUCAAUGCCGAGUUUGAAACGACAAGGAGUCCAUACUGGGAACGAGAUGAUGCUACCAAUCCUGGAUAUAGCUAUUUUGGUUACUUGGCUAUUACAGGAGCACUGACUGUUUCCACUACAAUAACCGUGCCAACAACCCAGCUUUCUGGCAGAACUGAAAUUGUUCUUCGCUAUUCUAGCCAGAGUGUCACUACCGUGAGUGUCUCUAUUUCUCCGGGGGAGUUAACAUCCGGUAGUAUGCAAAUGGGUCAGGCCACCUUGACUAACUGUCUGGGGGAAUGGUGUUACGAUCCCGUUUACAACCUGGACCAGUCUCAGGGGUUAUACUUCCAAGUGGAGCCUGGUGAUUGGACAGUGAAUGUGUUUGUGAACAUGGAGGGAGAAGCCAAACUGUAUUUGGAUCAAGUUAUACUGAUACCUGAAGAAUUCCUAAAUCCAGUUGGAGUACUUGAACCAAUCAUAGCCCAGCAGUUCGUCACAACAUGCGAUGUACAAAAUAAUGACAUGCGGAUUGGCACGGAGACGGAGGAAUUUUGUUUGUCGUCAGUUUUUAUCAUCACAACAACCUAUCUAGAUGGUAACCUUCAAUGCAACUGUGACCUUGCCGGCAGUGUCAGUAAUAACUGUGAUCCAUAUGGAGGUCAAUGCCCUUGCCAGCCUGGAGUGGGAGGGCGCCGUUGCGAUGUUUGCCUACCUGAAUUUUAUGACUUUAGGAGUACGGGAUGUAAAGCUUGCAAUUGUUACAGUGAUGAAAAGGUGUGUGAUUCAUUGACUGGACAAUGUGAUUGUCCCACUAACACCGUGGGGCGGCAGUGUGACCGAUGUGUCACAUAUGCAUGGGGUCUAAAUAGUACCACAGGCUGUAAGAUGUGUAACUGCAAUUCUAUUGGAUCAGUGAGUCUUCAGUGCAAUGCAUUAGAUGGAACAUGUUUCUGUCAUCCAGGCGUCGGCGGUGAAAAAUGCACCGAGUGUUUAGAAGGUUUCCGCACCCUUACCUCUGCUGGUUGUACAAGCUGCCAAUGUGACAUUGCUGGCAGUUACAAUGGGACAUGUAAUGUUACUACUGGCCAGUGUCCUUGCAAAGAAAAUACAGAGGGCAUCCUAUGUCAAACAUGUUCCUCAUCAUCGUUUCAUAUAUCAGAGAUGUAUGAUACCGGUUGCCUUGACUGUGUGUGUAUGGGUGUGACCUCUGAGUGUAGUAGCAGUUCCUGGAAAUACUCAUUGUUUCAAAUUCCAACAAAUAAUGAUGCCUUGUGGAGCGUAGCAGCCAACAGAUUUGCGACAGAGCUAUCUGUGGAGCUUCCAAUACCAACACUGAUGGGGGGCGUCAGUUACAUGUCGAUCAGUGUACCUGCUGGUAAUGAUCUCUACUGGUGGCCUAUGGAUGGGCCAUUUUUAGAUGGCAACUUAUUGCACUUAUAUGGUAAUGAUGUUAGAUUUGUUCUGUAUUACGAAGCACCAGCAAGUAUAGCAAGUCCCAUCACGGAACCAAGGGCACUGCUUUCGGGUCUUGGAAAUAGAUACACUUACACAUUUGAUCCAGUUCUGAAUGCCACUUUAACUCCUGUCUCUAUCACAAUAGAAGAAACCAACUGGAGGACUGAAACCACAGAUGAACAGAUCUCAAGACAAGAUUUUAUGAAAACAUUAAGCCGUGUUGACUUCUUUCUUAUUUCAGCAACUCUCUUCUUUGAUGAACACCUGUCCAGCAUUGGAAAUUUUUACUAUAAUCAGGCUACCGCUCCUGGCUCAGAAUUCUAUGAUCCCAGGGCUGCUACAUCUCUUGCUGUUGAGGAUUGUAACUGUGGUCUAGGAUAUUCAGGCCUGUCAUGUGAGGAAUGUGCUGCAGACUACUAUCGUACCAAUGUGACUAACCACCCUUAUUUUGGUGUGUGUAUUUCGUGUACAUGUAAUGGACAUAGUGAUUCUUGUGAUCCAAGUAAUGGACAAUGUAUAGACUGUCAGCACAACACUACAGGCAUAAACUGCGAAAUUUGUGCUAACGGAACUUACGGCGAUGCAACCGCAGGCACUGAGAAUGACUGUACAGAUUGUCCUUGUGGUCCACCCAAAGCAGAUGAUGCACGUUGUGAUGUAAUAGAGGGUGUGGUCACAUGUUUAAGUUGUCUACCGGGUCAUGUUGGGCCUCUGUGUGAUUCGUGUGAGACAUUCUACUUUGGUGAACCAGAACUAGAGGAUGGUUUUUGUGAAGAAUGCAAUUGUAGUGGAAACUCCUUGGAAUGCAACACAAGGACAGGACAGUGUAUAGAUUGUCAGUCACGGACAACUGGAUUUAAUUGUGAACGAUGUGAAAAUUCAACUUAUGGUGAUGCCUCUUUGCAGAUGUGCCAAGAUUGCAACUGCCAUGUUCUUGGUUCAAUAAACUUGCCCUGUAAUCAUCGCUCCGGUCAGUGUCCCUGCAAAUAUGGCGUUGGCACGUUAACCUGUGCCCAGUGCAUGGAUAACUUCUAUGGCUUUGGUCUAAUUGAGGGGUGCAUUGCCUGUGAAUGUAAUGAGCUUGGUUCAACCUCGUUGCAGUGUAAUGAGCAAGGAUUGUGUAACUGCUUUGGAGGUGCUGUAGGUGAUAAGUGCGACAUAUGCUCUCAGGGUUACUAUGGACUUCCUACGCAAUCAUGUCAAUCUUGUUCCUGUGACCUAGUUGGCACAUUAGUUCCAAUAUGUGAUGUCAUGACUGGGCAGUGUCCUUGUCGGACAGGUGUCGGUGGACGUACUUGCAGUCAGUGCAUGCCAACCUGGAUCAACUUUGGAAUCACUGGUUGUGAGAGUAAGUUAUCACAUAGUAGACAUGGUCAACGUGUCAACAGCUUGCAGGCAGCCAUUCGUAGCACUGAAUCAACUCUGCUAGAAGUACAGACAACAGUUGACGCCACCCAUGAAAUUCUGGAUAUUGUUGAUGUCACUCUGAUGAGGGUGGACGUGGUCCUCAAUGCAACUCAGUACCAGAUUAGUUAUUCGGAUUCAAUCGUUGAGGGUGUUAUCUCAACCUUGGCAAUGGUUGAUGCAUCAAUACUUGCAGCCCUUGAAUCCAAUACCGCCGGAGAUGCAGACUUUUUGGCAGCUUUGAUAAUCAAAGAUGGCGCAUCAACUGGCUAUACAGGAAUUCCAAUUGAUCAAAGUAUCAACCAGUACUCUAUAAAUGGAUGGUCAUCGGCAAUGGUUGCUUCUAGGUUUCGACUCAAUGAUCUCCGGGAUCUGCAGCCUGUCACAGAACAAACCGUUGUUUUGGCCGAAAACACUGCUUUUACCUUGGCAAACACAGCACAAGACACAGUUGCGAUUUUUUCAGCUGCUCAAGUCUCUGGCCAACGGCCAGUUGACAUUUUCGACCACUAUGAGGGCGUAGUAACAACCAUUAAUGAAGCUGAAGCAGUUAUACAGAAUGCUAACGACACAAUUGCUGCGACUACAUCCUUCCUAGAUACAGUCUCUGUUGAUACUCUGAUGUCACAAGCAAACUCCUCAAAAGUCUUCAGCAGAUUGACCUUAGAUGUGGUUGAAUUGAGGACCACUGAUCCUGAAGCGUUGAAUGACACGUUAACAGUGGCAUACAAUGGCAUCAGUGAUUCUGAGGCAUUGUGGGAUACUAUUGAAGCUGAUACUGCCAGCCUAGAAGUUUCUGCAAACAGUUUGGCUCUCCUUGCUGCAAAUCCCAUGAUACAGCCUGCUAUUAAUAUGGGUGUUUCGGAUUCGGCGGCGGCAAGUACUACAUCGAACAAUGUGAUCACAAACUCAGCGGCACUGGAUGGACGUGUCCUAACGAAUGCUGCUGAGAUUGCUGUUGUUCAGGACUCCAUCACAAACUCCACCAUGCUUUUGAAUCAAAUUCCUGUUGUAGCUGACGUUGGACAGAUUGAGACAGACAUUUCUGACUUAACCGUCAUGGUGGACCAGCUGGAAAUUUUAAGAAACGAAACUGCAGCACAACGUGUUGUUGUUACUGACAGACUUGCUUUGCUUCAGCAGAAACUCCUGUUGGCUCAGGAAGCAGUUGCCAACUCAAAACAACCAGUACGUUUUGCUCCUGACAGUUCCAUCAGUGUUGCGCGCGCACCAACUGUGCAAGCGCUAUUCAACGAGUUAAAUAUGGACUUGAAGACAGACUUGCGAGAUGGUCUGGCGUUCUUUGUAGAGAAUCCUGACACAGGCGCCCUUUUUUCCAUUGAAGUUGUCACUAGUCAUGUUCUGUUUAAGUACAAUCUGGGUCAAGAUUUGGUAACAAUUGAAAGCCCGAUUGAUGUUUGCUGCGGGGAAUGGUAUCAUGUCGUUGCAACCAGAUAUGGCCAUGAAGGUCAGCUUUCUGUGGAGAAGUUGUCAACAGGGGGCGCUUCAACUGACUUCGGUAGUAGUGUGAUUACCUACGACAUGUACAUGAAUCUUGGAUCUACUUCUCUGUACUAUGUUGGUGGAAUACCGUCAGAGUAUGAGACUGACAAAGUACAGAGCCGAGAUUUUGAAGGUUGUAUCGCCAACGUGGUGUUUGAUGGGCAAGAGCUUGACCUGUGGCGACCUGUCCGCCUGACUGGCUCUACCUCUUGCUGUCCUCGUCCAGACUUGCCAGAUCUAGGGACAGACACCCUCAUAGAUGGGCUAAGCUUCUCAGGCUUUGGCUACUUCCAGCUGAUCAACACUCAGGAAGAUUUUAACAUCUAUCAACAAGCACGCAUUUCCAUUGAAUUCCGGACAUCCAUCAGUGAUGGAGUCGUGUUCCUGAUCACUCGGCAAGAUCUCAUCUCUUACAUCGGUAUUUUCAUGGAAGCUAAUAAAAUCGUAUUUGAAAUGAAUACUGCUGGGAAUGUAAAAUAUAGACUUACAAGCAAUAGGGAUUUUAACAAUGCAGAGUGGGUCCAGGUUACCACUGCGUUUAAUGCUAGUUACUACUCUAUGCAAAUACGUGCGGCCAAUAUUAGUCAAACGCUGCUAUUUCAUCAAGAAUCUCGGACGUAUGCACCAUUGUCAUUUGCAAAUCUUCGAGUUUCAUCAAAGGUCAUGAUUGGGUCACCUGAUCCUGAUCUCAACUCAUUCAUUGUACGCGGUCCUACCAACUUAAAAUUUGCCGGUUGUGUUCGCAACCUCCAGUUGUCUUAUGCUAGCUCUAUGAUUCUUGUACCGCGACCUCUAAAUAACGAAACAGUUGCAGAUUUUCAAGAUGUGUCAUUUGAUGGCUGCUUAGAGCAGGUUGUACCUGGUGUCGGUUUUAGCGGUGACUAUGCUUAUGGUAGGCUUAGCCUUCCAGCCGAGUUGGCCCAGGUGCAACGCAUCUACAUACAGUUCAAGACACUGGAACCUGACGCUAUACUAGCCUACAGUUGGGAUGCUGAGAGCUUUAAUAAAUUGUUUUAUAUCGCCCUCUAUCAUGGCAAUAUAUUUGUGCAGUAUAACAUUGGUGAAGGAUUGACUGAACCAUUACAAACUAAGGGGCUGAGACUAAAUAAUGGACAGUGGCAAACUGUAACGGUUGAGUUCACAGGCUUAUCUGCAACUAUUCGUGUCAAUAGUAUGCCGUUAAUAUUGAGCAAUCGUCAGUUGAGCACCGAUGGAAUUCUUAUCACUGGUUCUAAUAGUUACCUGUAUGUUGGUGGUGUACUAAGCACCAUCCCAAAUCUAAUUGGUGGAGAGUUCCCGGUUCGAGAAUCGCUGAAUGGUGACAUCAGGAACUUUAUGAUAAAUGAUGUUACUCCUAAUUUUAAUGAUGAUGCGGUUUUAACAGCACAGCAAGGCAUUACAUUAAGCGGAGUGACUCCACCUGUUGCUACACUUCCACCCUUGCCUUAUGUCACAGAGGCUCCACCAACCAGUAUCACACCAAUGCCAAUGUGUUCAGAUCUUCCCGAUGUUUUUCUGUAUCCUGACGUCUUUCGUUUUGGUCUGGAGGACAACAGCUAUGUCACAUUCCCCUUAAGUGAUGAAGACAGGCAAUAUUUUCUAUACAGUUUUGUAAUAACAAUAGAAUUUCGUGCUAUAUCACCAAAUGGUAUACUGUAUUAUGCUGCGAGUAAUGCUCUCUUACCAAGGGAGUGGAUUGCUCUUGUCAUAAUAGAUGGCUACUUAGAGUUCAGUAUGAUUAGCAAUGCAAGAUCUAUUAGAGGAAUUGGAAUCCGUACAAAACAGAAGUAUGAUAAUGGUGAAUGGAUCAAGGUUACAGUGUUAAGGAUAAAUGAGUUUGUUGCAAUCUUAGUGACAGAAACCAGAGAUUAUGCAAAUAAUAAUCAGCCAUCAAAUGCAGUUACGUCAAGGAUCAGUAUUGGUACAGACUUCAAUCUUGGAGGGAUAAGUCCAAGCAUACUCUUAAGUACUUUCCCACUUACAUUCACCACUGGAUUUGAUGGCUGUAUCAAAAAUGUUGAGAUACAAACAGAUGACAUUCCUCAAGACUUAAUCUUAAAUUUUAGAGAUCCAUCCCUGUACUUUGCACAAUCAGUGGAAACUUGUUCUCUCAAUGAUGUUAUACCGGGGGCAUUCUUCAAUGGUACAGGCUAUCUACAAUUAGAAAACAAUUUUGUUGUUGGUGAUUCAUUACAUCUGAGUAUGACGAUCAGGACGACUGUCAGGGAGACUAUUCUUUUUGCUGUCUCUUUAAAUGUUGAGAAUUUUGUAGCUUUGGAUAUUUUUGAAGGAGGGGUACGCGCUAUAGUGAGUCACAGUUCAUCUUCACCAUACAUAGUACGUUCAUCAGUCUUUGUGAAUGGGUAUGAAAUCUGUGACAACCUACCCCACACAGUUGACUUGUCGUUCACACAGCUCGGCCUACAGCUCACAGUUGAUAGUUACCCGCCAGACAUAACAUACUUCUCACCUGGGGUUCCAACAGUCGUCACCAACAGCCCGAUAUACUUUGGCGGUAUUCCAGAAACUGGAGCUGUUCAGUUGAUCAGUGGCAUCGUGACCAAUUCCUUUACUGGUUGCAUACAGACAAUCUUGCUAAAUGAUGUACAGCGUAAUCCACGUGAUAAUGUUGACAGUGUUGGCAUGACAACAGGAUGCCCUUUUCCUCUUACAUAAACUUAUUUUUACUUGCUGUUAACUAAAUUAUGUUUAAUCAUUUUAUUAUACUUAUAUGAAUUAGACAAUUCUGUGUAGCUCAUAGAAUGCGUAUAAUCUUAAGGAAUUAUUAUUAUUGUUUAUGUACAGAAAUGACAACAUUCUCUUUUGCAAAAAGCUUGCAUAGGUGCAGCACCAAUGUCUGAGGUUCGUUUGUUUGUGCCUUUAUUUGUUUGGCAUUUAUUUACAUUGAUUCUUUUUAACCAAGAUUAAAUGGGUUUCUGAUAUAAUAGUAAAUGAAAAGUAAACACAUCAUUUUAGAUUGUAAGCAAUCUUAAUACCACACCAGCUAACAGUUAGCAGGAUCCAGAUAAAUAACAUACUCGCUCACACUUGCGUUCAUACAAGAAAGUCUCCGAUCCAGAUAGCAAAAAGAUGAUGAUAAGAUCACUGGCCAAUAGGAACCUGGAAAUGCAUACGUGUGGUUGGUUAAUGAUAGGAACGUGCUCAACUUGCUGUCUGAUAGUGCUCGCUAACCACCAUUAGCGUAUCCAGAUCCUUGUAAUAGUUAGUGGUAACCAAUCAGGCGUUCUCACAUGGGUGCUAACGGUUAGAUCCCGAUACUAGAGCUCUAGUGUGAACCUAACCAUAUUUUAAAAGAAUCUGCUAUUUGGUGAUUAAAAUUAUUUAAAGUAGUUUUAGGAUUUUGUAUUGAUUAAAUUAUGAAUUUAUGAAUAUUAUGAUGAUAAUGAUACAGAUAAUACAUUUGCUUAUAAAGCAAAAUUGAA
Molecule: messenger RNA, 9657 nt
Organism: Anneissia japonica
Lineage: Eukaryota; Metazoa; Echinodermata; Crinoidea; Comatulida; Comatulidae
Product: laminin subunit alpha-1-like
Exons: 46
Coding region: 185-8890 (2901 amino acids)
Source: RefSeq, a predicted model, not a curated record